AUUUCUUGACUUAGUACCCUGGCCGUGGCUACUGUAGUUAAGAAGGAGGCUGGCUAAUUGAGCACAGGGUUCCGGGCGGCUUGGCCUUCCCUCCCUCCAAAUCUGCCGGAGUCCCACAUGAGCAUAUUCCAAUAAGGAUUGCUAAGGGAGAACAUACAACAGACGAAUAUACUACAAUGAACCCUUUACAGAAAAUACCAGUAAUUAAGGAUGGAGACUUCACUUUAACCGAAUCUGUGGCCAUGUUCAGAUAUUUGGCGCGUGAAAAGGACAUUGCUGAUCAUUGGUAUCCUAAGGAUAGUAAAGCUCAGGCUCGCGUGGAUGAAUACCUUGAAUGGCAACAUCUGAAUACAAGAAUGCAGUGUGCAGGAUACUUCCGAGCAAGAUGGCUGAUACCUAUUUUGAAACAGAAGCAACCAAAUGAGAAGUUAGUGGCUCAGCUGAGAAAAGGAAUGGAGGAAUGUCUUGAUACAAUUGAAAAGACCUGGUUGAAGGAAGGCAAUCAGAAGUUUAUGUGUGGAGACACAAUAUCUGUAGCUGAUAUACUGGCAGCAUGUGAACUAGAGCAACCAUCCAUGGCAGGAUACGAUGUACGUAAGGAUCGACCCAUCCUCUCCUCCUACAUGACCAGGGUCAAGGACAUCCUCAAUCCACACUACGACGAAGUCCACACUGCUGUUUAUAAGAUGACAAAGAAGUUCGGAGGAAAGAUUCCAGGAGUUACAGACACAAAGGAAAAUUAAUUCUUAAAUUUGUUUUAUCUUAUACAUUAACUUUAUGUUCUGUGGAGGCGAAGUGGGUCAGGGGCCCAGACGUACUUACUU
This is a messenger RNA of Eurytemora carolleeae, 824 nucleotides long. Its product is annotated as glutathione S-transferase theta-3. Lineage: Eukaryota; Metazoa; Arthropoda; Copepoda; Calanoida; Temoridae. Bases 177 to 743 code for a protein of 188 amino acids. Gene Ontology annotation, biological process: glutathione metabolic process. The record is from RefSeq and is a predicted model, not a curated record. Gene Ontology annotation, cellular component: cytoplasm. Gene Ontology annotation, molecular function: glutathione transferase activity. The transcript has 10 exons.